Messenger RNA from Durotheca rogersii, 1091 nucleotides. RefSeq lists its product as uncharacterized. The record is from RefSeq and is a predicted model, not a curated record. The transcript has 3 exons. Gene Ontology annotation, biological process: mycotoxin biosynthetic process. The coding region runs from base 151 to 954 and encodes 267 amino acids. Lineage: Eukaryota; Fungi; Ascomycota; Sordariomycetes; Xylariales; Xylariaceae.
UUCUACAAGGCUGAGAGUUUGUCCCUUCUCUCGGAUCGCCCAGUCUCUUUUUUGACUUCUCUUCUUGGCCGAUUCCGUCCUUCAUUAGUGAUAUUCUUAUCUUUUGUUCCUGGCGCCUGGCGUGCCCCGAUUAUUAAUUUUAUUUUUCUCAUGGCGAAGCCCUACAGCGACGCUGCUCUCGAGGAGGAGCCUUUCCUCGCGAGAGAAGAGGGGACAGGACAGAAGUGGGAGGGGAGCAGAGGUCUGAGGAGCUUGCCGGAGAGGUUACAGAGACUGAGCCCGCAUUGGGUGUGGGCAUGCCACGCCGUCCUGCUUACCAUCUCUUUUACGUUCUUCGCGCUGUCGUUCUGCUCUACGGCCUCGAGGAUGACGGACCUAGAAUACACGCGAAGGUACUCGGCGUGGUCACCUGCUGCCAGCGCGGUCAAAUACGAGACGCAACAAUUCGAUCUGCCCCCGAAGGCGGAGGGCCCCUACGUCGGGAAGGGGGAUGAUGUGGAUGCGGCAUGGGAUGAAAUAUCAGCGAUUGGGGACACGAUGAUAUCGCGCGAAGAGAUGCUCAAAUUAGGCCUGGAUCCCGACGUUUCCCUCGCCAUCACCGACCCGAGAGACGGGAGGCCGGGCUAUCGGGUCGCCUUCGAAGUCUUCCACCAGCUGCACUGCCUAAAUCUCAUACGGCAGAACGUGUACAAGGACCAUUACGCACCGUUGGGAGGCGAUACUUCUGCGCAGCCCGAGCAUCUGCAGGGCCACCUCAACCACUGCAUCGACGCGCUGCGGCAGUUCGUCAUGUGCCAGGCCGACGUCGGCGUCUUCAGCUUUACCUUUCCCUUCAACGACGGCGACCCGUGGCCGAACUACAGCACGCCGCACACGUGCCGCAACUUCGACAGCAUCCGCAGGUGGGCCAUCGACCACAUAGUGCCGCGGGGACCGGACGAACCGGAGCAUUGACGGGCGACGGGAUUGACGGGUAUUUGUGAUUUGUACCAUCGCCACAUGGAGAGAGAGAUAUAUAUAAAGAAGGAAUAGCAAGAAAUGGCUCUAUCCAAGAUUUGGGAUUUAUACCUAUACACGUAAAGCCGGAGAUG